Molecule: messenger RNA, 2772 nt
Organism: [Candida] anglica
Lineage: Eukaryota; Fungi; Ascomycota; Pichiomycetes; Serinales; Debaryomycetaceae
Source: the annotation of a GenBank genome assembly
AUGUCUAUUCGAUCUAUAGGUACUGCUGAUGUCCAUAGAAUCACUUCAGGUCAAGUGAUUACCGAUCUUGUAUCGGUUUGUAAGGAAAUAAUUGAAAAUUCAAUUGAUGCAAAUAGCACACAAAUUGAGGUUACAUUUACAAACUAUGGAGUUGAUAGUGUAGAAAUCAUCGAUAAUGGAGAUGGGAUUGAUCCAAAGGAUUAUGAAAUGGUUUGUGUUAAGCAUGCCACUUCAAAAUUAUCAAAUUAUGAAGAAUUCGAGGCAACAACAACCCUUGGGUUUAGAGGUGAAGCUAUGAGUUCAUUAUGUAGUAUAUCGAAUGUAACUAUUAGUACAUGUCAAGCCAAGACAUAUCCAAAAGCCACCAAAUUAGAAUAUGAUUCAAUGGGUCAAUUGAAAUCGAAAACGACAAUUUCAGGGAAAAAGGGUACAAAUGUCUUAAUUAAAGAUCUUUUCCAUAAUCUCCCAGUAAGACAAAAGGAUUUAUUAAAGAAUAAUAAACGAGAAUUUACCAAAGCAAUCACCAUAUUAACCAAUUAUGCAUUAAUUUAUCCACAAAUUCGAUUCACCAUUUAUCAUUUGAAUAUUAAAGGUAAACGUAACUUGAUGGUGGGGACUCAAGGAGGUUUGAAAAAUACUAUAUUAAAGAAUUUGGUGAGUAUUUAUGGAUCUAAUGGGAAUUAUGGAAUGAUUCCCUUUGAUAUUAAAAUUGUAGAUAAAUAUUCAUUUAAAGGAUUGAUUUCAAAUUGUUCAUUUGGAUUAGGAAGAUCAUCGAUGGAUAGACAAUUUUUCUAUAUCAAUAAUCGACCAGUAAAGAUGAAAAUGUUUGGUAAAUGUAUUAAUGAAGUUUAUAGGAUGUUUAAUUCUGUUCAAUAUCCAAUGGUUGUAUUUAAUUUGGAAAUUGAUAAUUCAUAUUUGGAUAUUAAUGUGACACCAGAUAAGAGGACUAUUUUAGUUGUUAAUGAGGAAAUGAUUUGUGAAGUUUUAAGAGAGAAAUUGAUUGAAUUUUUUAAUGAACAAGGGAAUGUUAUACCAAAGCAAGGGAAGAUUAAAGAAGAGAAAGGACAGAGUAAAUUGGAGGGAAUAAUUAAAGAGGAGAAAGUUAAAGAGGAGAGGGUUGAGAAAAGAGAUGAAAAAAAUGUAGAUGUAGAUAAUGAAGAGGAAAGUUAUAAUGAAAGUGAAGAAAUGGAAGGAAUGGUUGUUUCUUCAGAUACUGAAUUACUUAGUUAUGAAGUUAAAGAAUAUUUCCCAGAAGAUUUCAAGAAGAAUAAAGAAAAUGAAGAGAUUGAGGUAGAGGAAGAAUUGAAAGAAAUUGAAAAAGAGAAAGAGAUUGAAGACGAACUAGAAGAUGUACAAGAACAGGAUGAUCUUGAAUUAGAAGAUGUACAAGAAGAAGAUGUACAAGAAUUGGAACAAGUACAAGAACAAGAUGAUGUCGAAUCAGAAGAUGUACAAGAAAUAGAAGAAUCACCAGAACUAGGAGAAUUACUAGAUGAAUCAGAAAUUGAGGAUGUACAAGAACUUGAACAACUUGAAGAAUCACAAGAUUCACAAUCAAAUAAUUUAAAACUUCAAAAUACUUCUCAAGAUCAUCUCUUUGUCAAUGAUAUAGAAGAAUCAGAUGAUUCUACUUCCAUCGAAAAAAUUAAAACUUCUAAUCUGUCUAUCCCAUCAACCACCAAAUCUCUACCAAUUAAAGAAAUAAAUUACUCAAAAUUCAAUAUUGAUAACGAAUCUCUAUUUGUUGAUCAAUUAGAUAUCAAUUCAUUUAAAAACCCUGAGGAAAACUUUCCAAAACCUCUAGAAACUACUGAUAUUUUAACGGUUCAAAUUGGUGAUAAUCCACCUGAACAAAAUCAUCUUAAACGUCUGAGAUCUUUUAAUCCAAAUCUUGAAUCAAAUAAUAAUUGCUGUGAUCAUUCUUUAACUCCUCCAUCAAUUACUCCACAAAUUAAAAGGAAAAAGAUAACUUCAAUUCAUAAUUUGAAAAGGAAAUUUCAUAUAGAUUUAAAAGAUAUUCAAUAUGAUCAUCAUGGAAUUAAGAAAGAUGAUAAAAGGGUACCAUUAAAUACAAAGAAAAUUACUAAAAUUGAUGAUUUUAAAGAAUCUGAAGAGAAACUUACCUUGACAGUACUGAAAUCAGAUUUUAAACAAAUGAAUAUAGUUGGACAAUUUAAUCUUGGAUUUAUAUUAGUAACAUGUCCACCUACAAAGAGUCAAGAAUAUUCAAAUUUAUUUAUAAUUGAUCAACAUGCUUCAGAUGAAAAAUUUAAUUUUGAAAGAUUACAAACACAAACCAUUUUACAAAGUCAACCAUUAGUGAUUCCAAAAGUAAUUGAAUUAAGUCCAAUGGAUGAAUUAAUAGUACUGGAUAAUCUUGAAAUAUUUAAGAAAAAUGGAUUUAAUAUUAAAUUAAAUGAAAAUGAAAGACCUGGUGAAAGAAUUACAUUAAUAUCAUUACCAUUACUGAAACGUACCAUUUUCGAUUUAAAAGAUUUCCAUGAACUUGUACAUUUAAUUAAAGAAAAUUCAAAUGGAGGGGUAAAUAAUUUGAUGGUUAGAUGUUCUAAAAUAAGAGCCAUGUUUGCCCUGCGUGCAUGCAGAACAAGCAUUAUGAUAGGUCAAUACCUUCCAAAAAGUACAAUGGAAAGAGUUGUACAUAAUCUUGGAGGCUUAGAUAAGCCUUGGAAUUGCCCACAUGGUAGACCUACAAUGAGACAUCUUAUGGAGAUGAAAGAUUGGAAAUCUUUUAAUAAAGAUUAUGAGAUAUAA